UCAAGUGCAAAGAGAAACUGGACCAUCAGGCUCAUUGCGUAGGAUUGAAAUUGUUGCUGUUGGGACGUUUGAAGGUGGAAAGCGAAUAAAUAAAUUUGUCCACAAACUAACAAGUGAUUAAGCAUAAUAUCAAACCAAGAUGUCUGAAUUAACGGUGCCCACAUCAUUGGGGACAGUGUCUUCUGGACACGCUGAGGAGAAGAAACCUCUGAAACCAUGCUGUGCAUGUCCUGAGACCAAAAAAGUCAGGGAUGCCUGUAUCAUUGAGAAAGGGGAGGAGAACUGCAAAGACUUAAUUGAGGCUCACAAAGAAUGUAUGAGGGCAUUGGGAUUUAAGGUCUGAUGAGGCACCAUUUUGGAGAUGUGCGGAUUGUGUCUGGAAUUAAUUUAAGUAUGCUACACUGCCUGCUUGGAGGUGAAUGAAGAUGAGUUGUAUGUGGACACAUUCUUAUACAAAUGAAUUGUUACAAAAGCUGGAACUGAAGACUCUUAUUAGCGAUUUAUUUUUCCAAAGAAAUAGUCUGAUGACAGUGAUCAUUUCUGCUUUUCCUUGUUCAGAGUUACUUAUAGCCAGAGAUACCUGCAAAUUUGUAUGGUUCAUCCUUUAAUAAAAGUUUUCUAAAAAGUCA
Pristis pectinata (smalltooth sawfish) is the source of this 629-nucleotide messenger RNA. Its product is annotated as cytochrome c oxidase copper chaperone. The transcript is spliced from 3 exons. The record is from RefSeq and is a predicted model, not a curated record. NCBI's taxonomy places the organism in Eukaryota, Metazoa, Chordata, Chondrichthyes, Rhinopristiformes, Pristidae. Gene Ontology annotation, cellular component: mitochondrial intermembrane space. Gene Ontology annotation, molecular function: copper chaperone activity; copper ion binding. Bases 140 to 343 code for a protein of 67 amino acids. Gene Ontology annotation, biological process: mitochondrial respiratory chain complex IV assembly.